This is a messenger RNA of Megalops cyprinoides (Indo-Pacific tarpon), 2000 nucleotides long. Its product is annotated as calsequestrin-1-like. Gene Ontology annotation, molecular function: calcium ion binding. Gene Ontology annotation, biological process: regulation of skeletal muscle contraction by regulation of release of sequestered calcium ion. Gene Ontology annotation, cellular component: sarcoplasmic reticulum lumen. Bases 356 to 1756 code for a protein of 466 amino acids. The record is from RefSeq and is a predicted model, not a curated record. NCBI's taxonomy places the organism in Eukaryota, Metazoa, Chordata, Actinopteri, Elopiformes, Megalopidae. The transcript is spliced from 11 exons.
UCUUUCUCUCUUUCUCUCUUUCUCUCGCUCUUUUUCUGCAGUUUGAAAGCAGGUGCCAGCAGUCGGAGACCCUCCCCUGACCCCGCCCCUUUUCUGUACCUCCCCUCCCUCUCGCUCCUCUCUCACUUUUUGGGUUGGACCGCUCCCCUGAUCGCAGCCUAUAUCUCUGCCUUCAGCCCCCCAGUCCCACGCGUGCUAGUGAGCCCUCCCCCUCUCUCCCCCGAGCUCUCCAUUUUUAAAUAAAGGGGGCACUGGAGUUGGUCUUGCUCUUCCCGCGGUGGUGGGGAACUCUCGCUCCUGCUGUGACCCUGACCGGAGGGGCAUCGCUCUUUCCUGCUGUUGUUAGCAAAGAGACAUGAAGUGGGGCUGGGUGCUUUUGGGGGUCCUCCUCUCUUUUGGGGGGCUGUCCUGGGGGUCGGAGAAGGGCCUCGAUUUCCCCGAAUACGAUGGAAAGGACCGCGUCCACGACCUCAACGUCAAGAACUACAAGAACGUGAUGAAGAAGUACGAUGUGAUGGUGGUGUACUACCACGAGCACGUGGGGGAGAGCAGAGCAGCACAGCGGCAGUUUGAGAUGGAGGAGCUGGCUCUGGAGUUUGCUGCCCAGAUCCUGGAGGAUUUUGACGAAGAGGACAUCGGGUUCGGUCUGGUUGAUGAAAAGAAGGACAGUGCUGUAGCAAAGAAACUGGACUUGGACGAGGUGGACAACGUCUACAUCUUCACCGAGGACGAGGUGUUUGAGUACGACGGUGAGCUGGCCGCAGACACGUUGGUGGAGUACAUCUACGAUGUGUUGGAGGAUCCAGUGGAGAUCAUUGAGAAUGACCUGGAGCUCAGAGCCUUUGACAGCAUUGAAGAGGACAUCAAACUCAUCGGCUACUUCAAGAAUGAGAAAUCAGAGCACUUUAAAGAGUAUGAGGAUGCAGCUGAGGAGUUCCACCCUGACAUCAAGUUCUUCGCCACCUUUGACCCGAAGGUUGCCAAGAAACUGGACCUGAAGCUGAACGAGGUGGACUUCUACGAGCCCUUCAUGGACGACCCCGUCGCCAUCCCUGGGAAGCCCUACAGCGAGGAAGAGCUCGUUGACUUCAUCGAGGAUCACGACAGACCGACUCUCAGGAAGCUGGAGCCCCACAACAUGUAUGAGACCUGGGAGGAUGACAUUGAUGGGGAGCACAUCAUCGCCUUUGCUGAGGAGGAUGACCCAGAUGGUUUUGAGUUUCUGGAGGUCCUGAAGGAGGUGGCUCAGGAUAACACAGAUAACCCCAACCUCAGCAUUCUGUGGAUUGACCCGGACGACUUCCCCCUGCUUAUCCCUUACUGGGAGAAGAUCUUCGACAUCGACCUGUCCAGCCCUCAGAUUGGCGUUGUGGAUGUGCACGAUGCUGACAGCGUUUGGAUGGACAUGGACGACGAGGACGACAUGCCCACUGCAGAAGAGCUGGAGGACUGGAUCGAGGACGUGCUCAGGGACAAGAUCGAUCCUGACGAUGACGACGAUGACGAUGACGAUGAUGACGACGAUGAUGAUGAUGACGACGACGACGAUGAUGAUGACGAUGAUGAUGACGAUGACGACGAUGAUGAUGACGAUGACGAUGAUGAUGACGACGAUGAUGACGACGAUGAUGAUGACGACGACGACGACGAUGACGACGACGACGACGAUGAUGACGAUGACGAUGAUGACGACGACGAUGAUGAUGACGACGAUGAUGAUGACGAUGAUGACGACGACGACGAUGAUGAUGAUUAAACUCUUGCUGCCAUCUCUUACUUUGCUUAGCUUUGGCCAGCUCUGGCCAAAGAGCGUCAUAGUGUCAGGCUCUUCGGCAUCAUUGUCUCCACGGCUUCCUCGUCUGCUGCUUCCUCCAGCCGUAUGUCUGCUCUCCUCCACCUGAUUUCACUUUCUGCCCUGAUCAGGCAGAGUCUGUGCCAUCCACACUGCCAGCACUGUGCUCCGCCCCUGCCCCUCCCCCUGUCCCGCCCCCCUGUCCCAC